UGUUCUAUUUUGUGGCUGAGUUGACAUUGGAUUCAUAAAAAAGUUAUAAAAAUAAGUGUCGAAAAGAAUGCCAAAACAGUUGGUCUUUUGAAACGUCUUAAAUAACAAUUGAUUGCCGUUACGGUACGCAGAACGGACGUCUAAACAAUGAUUAAAGUUACUCUGCUUUUGGGCAGCCUCCUGGUCUUGACUGCAGCUGCAGCAGUUGUCAGACUUAACGAACGCAACGUGAUCGAGGGUUGUAAAUCGGAAACUGAAUUAUGGGGCUCUGAGGAUGGUACCAAAUACUAUUUCUGUCUCGGCAACAAUAUGGCCUUUGAGCAGAGCUGUGAUCCCGGUACAUUCUUUGUGAAAAAUGCCACCGUCUCUGGAUGUGUUCCCGUGGAUUUAGUGGACGACAAUUGCAUUUAUCAUACGGAGCCACCAUCGUGUUUGGGCGCCAGUGUUACCCAGCCUCAACCCCAUGAAGAUCCCACAAAAUUCUAUUUGUGUCCCGCCAGUGGAGCUGAACCCAUUGUCUUGACCUGCACGGAAAACAAGGCUUUUGUUAGUCAAGAUGGAUAUUUGGGUUGUUUCGAAUGGUCCCAGUGGCGUCGUAUUCGUGGUUGUGUUGAUGAUGCGUGAUUUAAAAAAAGGCUCAAUUAAAUGAAAAAAAUAAUAAAUGAAUAAUAAAUAUAA
Molecule: messenger RNA, 678 nt
Organism: Musca domestica (house fly)
Lineage: Eukaryota; Metazoa; Arthropoda; Insecta; Diptera; Muscidae
Exons: 2
Coding region: 148-624 (158 amino acids)
Cellular component (GO): extracellular region
Molecular function (GO): chitin binding
Source: RefSeq, a predicted model, not a curated record